Messenger RNA from Ilex paraguariensis (yerba mate), 810 nucleotides. The record is from the annotation of a GenBank genome assembly. NCBI's taxonomy places the organism in Eukaryota, Viridiplantae, Streptophyta, Magnoliopsida, Aquifoliales, Aquifoliaceae.
AUGGAUGAUGUUGCUGGUGCUGCAGAGACUGGAUCUGGAAAAACACUUGCUUUUGGUUUGCCCAUUUUGCAACGUCUUCUUGAAGAACGAGAAAAAACUGACACGCUGCUUGCUGAAAAUGGAGAGGCGGAUGAAAAAAUUGCUUCAAGUGGUCUUUUACGGGCCCUGAUUAUUACUCCUACUAGAGAGCUUGCACUUCAGGUCACUGAUCAUCUCAAAGUUGUGGCCAAAGGCACUAAUAUAAGGGUGGUUCCUAUUGUUGGUGGCAUGUCAACAGAAAAGCAGGAAAGACUUCUGAAAACAAGGCCUGAGGUUGUUGUUGGAACUCCAGGGAGGCUAUGGGAACUUAUGUCAGGUGGAGAAAUUCAUCUUGUUGAGCUGCAUUCAUUGUCCUUCUUUGUGCUGGAUGAGGCUGAUCGCAUGAUAGAGAAUGGUCAUUUUCAUGAGUUGCGGUCCAUAAUUGACAUGCUUCCUGUUACCGCCGGAUCAAUUGAAGGGCAUUCUCAGAGUACAGAUAAUUGUGUGACAGUUUCGAGCUUCCAAAGAAAGAAGAGGCAAACUUUUGUGUUUUCUGCAACUAUUGCCCUCUCUGCUGAUUUCCGGAAAAAGCUAAAGCGUGGAUCACUAAAAUCCCAACCAAAUGAUGCAAUAAAUUCAAUAGAAGCUCUUUCUGAACGAGCAGGAAUGAGAGCCAACGCUGCUAUUGUUGAUCUGACAAAUGUGUCAAUUGUAGCAAAUAAACUUGAGGAGUCGUGUAUUGAAAGAAAAGACAAGAGGGUCUCUAGCACUUUCUUCCUUAAGAAAGAGUAG